AUGGCAGAAGCAAGUCUUUUCAUCAAGCACGAAUCUGACGAUCGCAGCAAUCCAUUUAUGAUGUCUCACUCCGGUUACUCCAUGGGCGGUAACCAGUUCGGGAACCCCAAUGAAGGGGUAGACCCCUCGGACUUGACUAUGCAACAGGGCGGCUUCAUGCCAUACUCGUACGGUUCACAACAGAAUAUGGGCUCCAGCUUCAACUUUGGAAACUCUGGAAUCGACACCGAUGAACUUUUGGACCUCGAAAUCAGCGGGCAAAAUGGCGUCCAGCGAGACAAUAAUAUUAACUACAUGCACGACCAGUCCGCUGGCGGUAUCGCCAUGAGUCACCAGAGUCAAAUGUCGCAUCUCUACUCAAACACCCCCGAUGGCGCCCCGAUGGCCAGUCCCUUUGUCAAUAACUCUUUCAACUACGAGCAGUUCCGCAUGAACCAACAGAACCCCCAUGUCCAGAGCGGCUCAUUCGACCAGAACUACCUGAGCAGCAAGUCUCGCCCAGGCUUGUCCACGAUGGACCGUACAUCCUCGGAUGCUCGGAGUCCCAUGACCCCGAAGACUCCCGCUCUGGGGUCCUUGACAUUGGGCACUCCGGAAUCCGGGAGCUUCCCAGGUCAACCCAUCCGAACUAGUGGAUUGCAACACCGCCACCAGAAGACAUUGUCGAAUCAAUGGGAUGGAACUCCCGGCAGCGCGCAUUCCUAUGUCGAUUCACCCAUCUCCCUCCCCGGUCACCACGGCCAACAUGCCGGCAUUUCCGAGAUCAUCAAGUCGGGCAAACACGCAUCGCUCCCGACCAAAGUCGACUCCCACCUGCCGGGUGGCCAGGACCUGGAAUCUCAAGAGGCCAAGCGGCGCCGACGUCGCGCUUCACACAAUCUCGUCGAACGCCGCCGCCGCGACAACAUCAACGAGCGCAUCCAGGAUCUCUCCCACCUCGUACCACAGCACCGUCUCGAGGAUGACAAGGUGCGCAAGCAGCUCGUCAACAACAGUGCCCUCUCCAUGGCCGGUGCCGGUGGAAAUGCCGCAACAUCUCUCCUGGCCGGCGGCAAUGGACGUCGCGCUACCCCAGGCAAUAUCACGAUGGGCCUACCCAUCGAAGAGAAAGAGAAAGGGCCCAACAAGGGUGACAUCCUCAACGGCGCCGUCAGCUGGAUGCGCGAUCUGAUGUGGGCCCUUCACGUCAAGUACCAGCAAGAAGCCGAGCUAGCCGAGAUGAUCGGCAGCCUCGGUGGAACCUGGCCCUUCGAGCCUACUGAGGAAGAGAAGCGCAUGCGCAGCGAGAUCCUCGACGCCCUGGAGAAGAACGAUCCUACCUCUUUCGCCUACACCCGUGGCCCCGGAAGCGGUCUCCGCGUUCCUAAGCACACCAACCUCGCCGGCGACCCUGCACAAGGCGCCGAUGCUCUGACUCCACCAACUUGA
Penicillium cosmopolitanum is the source of this 1428-nucleotide messenger RNA. Its product is annotated as basic helix-loop-helix domain-containing protein. Bases 1 to 1428 code for a protein of 475 amino acids. The record is from RefSeq and is a predicted model, not a curated record. The transcript has a single exon. Gene Ontology annotation, biological process: regulation of transcription by RNA polymerase II. NCBI's taxonomy places the organism in Eukaryota, Fungi, Ascomycota, Eurotiomycetes, Eurotiales, Aspergillaceae. Gene Ontology annotation, molecular function: protein dimerization activity; DNA-binding transcription factor activity, RNA polymerase II-specific; RNA polymerase II cis-regulatory region sequence-specific DNA binding.